Funneliformis geosporum is the source of this 1653-nucleotide messenger RNA. The record is from the annotation of a GenBank genome assembly. NCBI's taxonomy places the organism in Eukaryota, Fungi, Glomeromycota, Glomeromycetes, Glomerales, Glomeraceae.
AUGGUAACUAAUAUGGAACAACUUAAAGGUCAAUUAGAGGCGACUGGUAAUGAGUAUGAGAAAGAUUAUAAUGACCCUAAUAAAGGUAAAAGUCAAGAGGAGUUAAAACGUCGUGCCCAAGAAAUUGAAAACCAUCGUCAGCAAGUCAAGCGUGAAAUCGAAAGUGCCCUUAAUCAAAGUCCCCCAAUAACAAAAAAAGAAAUUGAUGCUAUUAAGUCUCGAGUGUUGAGCGAUAUCACGGCUAAAAGAAAUGCUAAAAAUAAUGAACAACCUAAGGACAACGAUAAAUUAGCAAUUUUCAAAAGAGAUGCCAUUGGUGAAAUUGAUACCAAAAAAAAUGCUGCUGGUCUGCUUAAUGAAAGUGAUUUAGAUACCGUUAACCAUGCCGAUAUUCGCAACCGCGAAAGCAAAAAAAACCCACAAAAAGACCAGGGAGAAGUUAAUUUAACUAAUACUGAAACAACUGCUCAAAUAGAAGAGAGGUUAAUGAAAGAGAAACCAGAGUUAUAUCGUGACACUAUUGUUGGUGCUCUGAUAGAAAGAAUGAGUGAUUAUAGGAUUAGUCCAAGUCAAUUAGAUGAAGAAACCAGAAAAUUAAUUCGGGGUGAAAUUACCGAUGUUAAUAAAAUUAAAGAAAUUAAAGAUAAAGCCAUCAAAGAAAUUGGCUCAGCAGAUAAAGCCAAAAACAAAAUUACUGAGCAAAUAAAAAAAGACCUAAAAGAAGUUCAAAGUCAGUUAAAAAAUUUCAAAUCCGGAACUAAUUCUUAUCUAGCCUCAACCUUUAAAAAAAACAAGGAUGAAGGGGAAAAGUUAGAAAAACAACUAAAUAGUUGUUUAAACAACCAAGAAAUUGUUGAUUUUCCCACAACUGCCUCGGCUCAAUUUUUAGUUGAUUUUUGUCCUAGUCAGAAUGCUUUUGUAAUUAAAUUAUUAGCGGCAGAGAAAAAAAUAUUGUUAGGAAAAACUGUGUUAGAUGAGUUUGCCUGUGGCGGUACUGGUCUUUAUGCUGCCACUGGCUCAAUUUUUAACCCUUAUAAUCUUGCUUGUCAUGAUACCGGCGAUUCAAUUCGUCGUCCAGCCUCCUAUUGUGGAAUAGUAGGGUUUAAACCUUCUUAUGGGUUAAUUUCUCGAGCCGGAGUCAUUCCGAUGGCUUCUUCUUUAGACACGGUUGGAAUUGUGGCUCAAAAAACCUCUGAGGUUAAAGCGGUAUUCAAAAUUAUUUCCCACCAGGAUCCUCAUGACCUUUUAACUGAAACAAACCGAAGUAGAAAAUUAGUUCCCCCAAAAAAUAAAAUAGCAGUGGUGACCGGAAUAGAAAACUAUUUACCAACUGAAUUAAGUAAUUUGUAUCAUCAUACUAUUAAAAGGUUAGAAAGGCUAGGAUAUGUGGUUGAAAAAAUAACUAUCCCCAAAAAAAUACGGGAACAUCUUCAAAUUACUUAUCUCAUUCUUUGUUCGAGUGAAUUAGUUAGUCAUCUUAAUUCGCUCCAAGGAGUAACUUAUGGAGUUAAAGAUAAAAUUAGUAUUACUCAAAAAAGAAGUAAAUAUUUAGGAGAAAUUGUGAAACAACGUUUAUUAAUUGGAGCCUAUUUUUUAGAAAAACAAGAAUUAUUUAUCAAAGCCCAAAAAAUGCGCUAUUUAGUAGAUAAAUGA